Antrostomus carolinensis (chuck-will's-widow) is the source of this 384-nucleotide messenger RNA. RefSeq names its product dysferlin-like. The record is from RefSeq and is a predicted model, not a curated record. Gene Ontology annotation, cellular component: T-tubule; cytoplasmic vesicle. Gene Ontology annotation, biological process: T-tubule organization; macrophage activation involved in immune response; monocyte activation involved in immune response. NCBI's taxonomy places the organism in Eukaryota, Metazoa, Chordata, Aves, Caprimulgiformes, Caprimulgidae. The annotation marks the transcript as partial. The transcript has 3 exons.
GGAAAGCUACAGAUGUGGGUGGACUUGUUUCCAAAAUCAUUGGGUCAGCCUGGUCCUCCUUUCAACAUCACACCACGCAAAGCCAAGAGGUUCUUCUUGCGCUGCAUCAUCUGGAACACCAAGGACGUCAUCCUCGAUGACCUCAGCAUCACUGGGGAGAAGAUGAGUGACAUCUAUGUCAAAGGCUGGUUGGUUGGCCAUGAGGAGUACAAGCAGAAGACAGAUGUGCACUACAGGUCUAUGGGAGGAGAGGGCAACUUCAACUGGAGAUUCAUCUUCCCCUUUGACUAUCUCCCUGCUGAGCAAAUGUGUUAUGUUGCAAAAAAGGUGAGUGUCCUUGGCUGGAUGUUUCUACCUUCUCGUAGUAACUCUGGGGUGGAAUGA